Molecule: messenger RNA, 1065 nt
Organism: Neomonachus schauinslandi (Hawaiian monk seal)
Lineage: Eukaryota; Metazoa; Chordata; Mammalia; Carnivora; Phocidae
Product: olfactory receptor 1I1
Biological process (GO): G protein-coupled receptor signaling pathway
Cellular component (GO): membrane
Molecular function (GO): G protein-coupled receptor activity; olfactory receptor activity
Source: RefSeq, a predicted model, not a curated record
AUGGACUCUGAAAAACAAACUGAGGUCUCAGAAUUCCUCCUUCUGGGACUCACAGAAAAGCCAGAGCUUCAUACUCUCCUCUUUGGGCUGUUCCUCUCUGUGUACCUGGUCACCAUCUUGGGGAACCUGCUCAUCGUCCUGGCCAUCAUCACAGACUCCCGCCUCCACACGCCCAUGUACUUCUUCCUCUCCAAACUGUCCCUCGUCGAUACCUUCUUCUCUUCCACCACCGUCCCCAAGAUGUUGGUGAACCUUUGGACCCAGAACCAGGUCAUCUCCUUUGUGGGCUGCCUUGCUCAGAUAUACACCUUCCACCUGUUAGGGACCAUGGACAGCUCCCUCCUGGCUGUGAUGGCCAUUGAUCAGUUUGUGGCCAUUGUCUAUCCUCUACGCCACUCAGUCAUCAUAAGCCCUUGUGUCUGUGGGUUGCUGGGGGGGGGGGCAUGGCUGAUCAGCAAUCUCCGGUCACUCGUGCACACCUGCCUCAUGGCUCAACUGACCUUCUGUGCUGGCUCCAAAAUCCCCCACUUCUUCUGUGAUCUUCUGUGAUCUGCGUUGAAGCUCUCCUGCUCUGACACGCACACCAGCGAACUGGUGAUUUUUGCUUUUGGCAUCAUCAUGGGCAUCAGCCCCCUCUUGUGCAUCCUCCUCUCUUACACUUGCAUUUUCUGGGCAGUCUUCAAGAUCCCUUCUGCUCAGGGCAAAUGGAAAACCUUCUCCACUUGUGGUUCACACCUCUCUGUGGUAUCACUGUUCUAUGGCACCAUCUUUGCUGUGUACUUGCAGCCCACAUCUCCUGACUCCUCCCAGAAGGACAAGGCAGCUGCCCUGAUGUGUGGGGUGGUCAUCCCCAUGCUGAACCCCUUUAUACACAGCCUAAGGAACAAGGACAUGAAGGCAGCCCUGAAGAAGCUCAUCAGCAAAGCAGUCUCCUCUAGUCCGAGAAUAGAACAGUUGUUGGGUACUUAGCAUGUUCCAGAACCACUGUUGGGUGGUGGGAACACAGAGAUAUGUCCCAUCCGCCCUCAAGGCAUUCAGAAUUGAGUGGGGGAUAGAGAUAUGUAA